Toxorhynchites rutilus septentrionalis is the source of this 1794-nucleotide messenger RNA. It is a transcript of the gene lolal, whose product is annotated as longitudinals lacking protein-like. NCBI's taxonomy places the organism in Eukaryota, Metazoa, Arthropoda, Insecta, Diptera, Culicidae. The coding region runs from base 320 to 700 and encodes 126 amino acids. Gene Ontology annotation, molecular function: protein binding. The record is from RefSeq and is a predicted model, not a curated record. Gene Ontology annotation, cellular component: nucleus. Gene Ontology annotation, biological process: regulation of transcription by RNA polymerase II. The transcript has 4 exons.
AGUGCCGUGUGUUGUUUUCAUUGAACUUCCGAGAGGUACUCUCAUUAGUUGUGUUGAAUUUAUCAGCUAUUUUUGUGUGAGCUUUCGGAUUGUUACAUAUGCGCUGACGGAAACUUUGGAAAAGACCGGCUUGUUUUUCUGAAUUCUUAAAUCACUAUGUUCGAGGUCUCCUUUUAUUUUUGGUUUUGCUUUGGUUUCCUUUCCUGAUCCUUUCAGAAGAGUGGAGGACUGUUUUCCCUUACGCGCGUAUACUUCUAGUGCCACAAGCUUCCGCAGAAUCAAUAACCGCAACGGAUACGGAUAUCAACACACAGGGACAAUGGCUGAUCAGCAACAGUACUUCCUCAAAUGGAAUGAUUUCCAAACUAAUAUGGUGACCUCGUUCCGACAUCUCCGCAAUGAGAAAAGCUUCACAGAUGUAACGCUGGCAUGCGAAGGACAAACGUGCAAGGCGCAUAAGAUGGUGUUAUCAGCAUGCAGUCCCUACUUCAAGUCUUUGCUGGAGGAAAACCCGUCGAAGCACCCUAUCAUCAUCCUGAAGGACGUGUCAUACAGUCAUCUGCAGGCGAUCCUAGAGUUCAUGUACGCCGGCGAGGUCAAUGUGUCCCAGGAACAGCUACCGACGUUCUUGAAAACCGCAGAUAGACUGAAAGUGAAAGGCCUCGCAGAAACACCGACGAAUAUCAAGCGAGAGGGCUAAUGAACCGGUGUUAUGUUGUGUUAUCCUAUUGUUCGUUUCUUUUAUGGCGGCAAGCACUUGUAGGAGAAACUUCCCCGAUGAAAACUGCUCGUAUACAUACACACCAAAUCCUCGUAGAGGCAGAACCUAAAUUGUGUGAUCCCCAAGCUCGAUUGCAAGUUAAUAUUCCGCGAAUGGGAGGAGGUGACUCCGCUGGUGCUACAACGCUACCAAUUGCAAAUAUUGUAAGGUAAAUAAUCUGGUAUCACACACAAUUGGUGAAAUUAACACAACAUACACAAAUGCAUACUAAACGAGAGAUAGAGAGCGUGCGACCGUGCAUAUAGUAAGAAUAUUAAAAUUUGACAUUAAUUAUACAACAGAAAAGUGAAAAAGAACAGUCAAUCUUUUCUACAUUUCUUCUUAGGUUUUUACUACCAAUAGUAACGUUCAAUUCCAAAACAAAAUAAAAUAUUGAAGAAAAGAGCAGUUGUUCUUUCUAAAUUUUAUUCAGUUGGUUGAUUAAUUAUAUAUAUACGAUGCACUUCCCCCAUACCCAUAAUUCCGUUUGGCAUCAAUAAUAAGGGUACUGCGUAGGCUAGCUGUUCCAAUAUACGGUUUGUGCAGCUUUAGGAAACUAGAUUACCUGGCACCAAUUUAUUGUUUGGCCCGAAAUACGCGUUUCUGGUAGUGUGUAAAUAUGAGGAGAUGUAUGAUGGUGGAAGAUAGUGCCGGUUAGGAAGUGCACAUUAAAAAAGUGGGAUGGUUCUGACCAUAAUGGAUAAUAAGAUGAAUAAGAAAAAAAAACAAACAGGCAUGAAGAGAGCCCGCGCAGUUAUAUACUAAAGAAAGGAUCAAUUUUAAAGUAAGAAAUAUACAUUACAUGCAAGUGAAAGAUUAUCUUCUCGAGUUUAAUAUUAUUCGUUUAACUGAUUGUGAAAUCGUCUAAUGAGGACGCGUCAAGCGAACUUAAUCAAAGCAUGAUUUACCCCCUAUUUUUCUAUCUAUCUCACCUUACCUUGGUUUAGUAUGUAUUGCUAUAUUAUUAUAUUUUUUUGUUAGCACAAUUGUAUUUCACGAGACAGUAAAUUUUGUAGGAAUUAAAUGAAAAGUAA